Messenger RNA from Benincasa hispida (wax gourd), 1105 nucleotides. NCBI's taxonomy places the organism in Eukaryota, Viridiplantae, Streptophyta, Magnoliopsida, Cucurbitales, Cucurbitaceae. The record is from RefSeq and is a predicted model, not a curated record.
ACAUGUCGAUAAAGAGAAGAACAAAAGGCUGGCGGCGGCUAUGCGAUCAAAGCAGCAAAAGGUUCUUCAAGUUUUAGAGAGAGAUUUUGCCGACCAAUAAUUUUUCAUAAGAAACAAAAACUACAAUUUCCCACUUCAGACUGGGAUCGGAUUUCAUCAAAAUUUAAGAAAUUUAAAAAUGGAGAGAGAUCUACAGAAAGCCGUCUCCUGAAUUUGUUUAUUCAAUUCCCUCAAUCUCAUGGCCGUUCUUGUUUUUCGAAAACCCUAGUUGGCAGUAGUAUCUUCCCGUCUUCUCUCUGCAUAUUCUUCACUGGGUAUCUCUACCCAAUUUUUCGAUUUCUGAUCAGUCGGCAUGAAGGACGGGAAAUCGACCAAGGUCAAUUCUCAGUUGCAGCAUCAGAACGGUCACUUGCCGCCGUUCAAAUUGGCUAAAUUGUUCGAUCCAGAGACUUCAUGGGAUAAGGAUCAACUAGGAGAUGUCUUGCAUUGGAUGAGACAAUCAGUUGCUCUUGUAUGUGGGCUGCUUUGGGGUUCCAUACCUCUGGUUGGAGGAAUUUGGUUCAUCUUACAUUUGGGUUUAGACAGCUAUGGACAAAUGGAAUUCUUGGUGAUAUCAACCACGAUGGUAUAUGGAUAUUAUGCAAUGAUUUUGAAGGUAGACGAAGAAGAAUUUGGCGGCCAUGGAGUUCUCCUCCAGGAAGGGCUGUUUGCUUCCAUAACUUUGUUUCUGCUUAUGUGGACCCUCAUUUAUAGCUUGGGACAUUUCUGAUAAUGGUUUUGUCAUCGUUCUCAAGCUCGGGCGAACUGUUGGAGAGGUUGGUCGCCAUUGUUGCUUGCCGUUUUUAUUAGUGAUUGUGCAGUAUGCUGUUAAGGAGAGAAAACACUUUCAGAAGUGGAUUAAUUUCAUUAGGAUUACAAGUAACCAAAUUUUAGUUGUUAUUAUUGAUGGUUAAAUCCACAAUCUUAAAAUAAUAAAAUGUUCAAAGGAAUGCAAUUUUCUGUCUCAUCUGAUUAAGACAUAUGCUAUUGACCAAAAGGUCGAAGUUAAGGGUCUCACCUUUAUUCGUUGAACCUUGAAACCGAUGCAAUUAUUUGUUUCUUUUUU